Molecule: messenger RNA, 1677 nt
Organism: Rubroshorea leprosula
Lineage: Eukaryota; Viridiplantae; Streptophyta; Magnoliopsida; Malvales; Dipterocarpaceae
Source: the annotation of a GenBank genome assembly
ACGAAUCCACAAGCAAGAUUCAACAGACACCAAAAUUAGGGACGAUAAAGCAAACCAUAACAAUCCCAGCUUCGCACUUGAUGCCAAUCACAAUUCUAAAACAACAGAAAAAAAAUUCCUGAGGAAAUUGAAAUGACAAGCUCAAUGCACAACAAAACAAACCCACUAUACAAAGCAAGGCUUGUGGCUAAAGGCUAUAAGCAGCAACAUGGCAUCGACUAUGAAGAGGUUUUUGCACCGGUAGCUCGUCUGGAGAUGAUAAGGUUGAUAAUUUCUCUAGCAGCUCAAAACCAGUGGAAGAUUUUCCAAAUGGAUGUCAAGUCAGCCUUCCUAAAUGGCUCUCUUGAAGAAGAGGUGUAUGUUCAACAACCUCUCGGCUAUGUUGUAAAGGGUGAAGAGAACAAGGUGCUUAAACUGAAGAAAGCUCUCUACGGCUUGAAACAAGCUCCAAGAGCUUGGAAUUGCAGAAUCGACAGAUACUUUCAGGAGAAUGGCUUUGUCAAGUGCCCUUAUGAAUAUGCUCUCUACGUAAAGGUGAGCAAUGGUGGAAUUUUAAUUGUUUGCCUAUAUGUAGAUGAUCUAAUCUUUACAGGCAAUAAUCCAAGGAUGUUUGAAGAAUUCAAAAGGGCAAUGAGCAAUGAGUUUGAAAUGACAGAUAUAGGACUCAUGUCCUAUUAUCUUGGCAUAGAAGUGAAGCAGAUGGAGGAAGGGAUCUUCAUUUCACAAGAAAAUUAUGCGAGAGAGGUGCUUAAAAGAUUCAACAUGAGCAAUUGUAAACCAGUGAAUACUCCGGUUGCUGGUGGCAUGAAGCUGUCCAAGUUUGAAGAAGGUGGAAGUGUGGAUGCAACUCUUUUUCGGACUUUAGUUGGAAGUUUGAGAUAUUUAACUUGCACAAGACCUGAUAUUUUGUUCGGAGUUGGAUUGGUUAGUCGAUAUUUGGAGGCUCCUACAACAGUUCAUCUAAAGGCAGCAAAGAGAAUCCUUUGCUAUGUAAAAGGUACUACUGAUUUCGGGUUGAAUUACUUUGCCUCUAAUGACUUUACUCUUAGAGGUUUCAGUGACAGUGAUUGGGCUGGAGAUAUUGAUGAUAGAAAGAGCACCAUUGGAUGUGUGUUUUACAUGGGUGAUACAGCUUUUACUUGGAGCUCGAAAAAGCAGCCCAUUGUUACUCUGUCAACUUGUGAAGCAGAGUAUGUUGCUCUUAAUUCUUGUGUAACUCAUGCAGUUUGGUUGAGGAAUUUGCUAAAGGAGCUUCAUGUCACACAAGAGGGCCCAACGGAAAUAUAUGUUGACAACAAAUCUUCAAUUGCAUUGGCAAAGAAUCCUCAAUUUCAUGAACGAAGCAAACAUAUUGAUACCAGGUAUCAUUAUGUGUGCCAGUGUGUUGAAGACAAAGUGGUGCAGCUAAUUUUUGUGAAAUCUCACGAUCAGAUGGCAGACAUCCUUACCAAGGCUCUCAAGUUUGAUGAUUUCAAGAAAUUAAGAAGCUGUCUUGGAGUUGGAAAAAGUCAUGUUUAAAGGGGGGUGUUGAAAGGAUAAACAUGCCUUGAAUAACCAGUUCAUGUAUCUGGUAUGAGUAGUAUUUAAUAAUGUAUCUAGGAAAAUGGGAUUCAUGUAUACCAGUUAAUUAGGAAAGAACCAGUGUUUGUGAUUUAUCUAUAAAUAACUUUGUAAGUU